AUGAGACCAGAUGACAUUAACCCGAGGACUGGACUGGUGGUGGCCUUGGUCAGCGUCUUCCUUGUCUUUGGCUUUAUGUUUACUGUGUCUGGGAUGAAAGGGGAGACCCUGGGGAACAUCCCUCUCCUUGCCAUCGGACCGGCCAUUUGCUUGCCUGGCAUAGCUGCCAUUGCCCUGGCCAGGAAAACUGAGGGCUGUACGAAAUGGCCCGAGAAUGAACUGCUCUGGUGCAGAAAACUCCCCUGCUUCAAAAAGGCAAAGGACAAGGAAGUGACCGAACUGCUGAGGACCCCCUCGGACCUAGAAUCAGGCAAAAGGAGCUCUGAUGAGCUGAUGAAAAAGACCUUCCUCAGAGGCAAGCUGUCCCCUAAGGGGGUUGUGUCCGUGUCCGGGUCUGCCACGGCUACUGGGGCAGGGGAGUGCAAAAGUCUGAACCAAAAGGUAGAACAGGAUGAAAUGUUGAGAUACCUGGAAGGAAGCCAACCUUCAGGUGCAUGCCCAGCUGCAGGGAGUACCCCCACCUACAGUGCCUUAGAUCCAAAGUGCUCUACCUGGGAUAGAUCUGAUUGCCCAGAGCCCGAGGACCACAUAUUCUUUGUACCGCAAGACAGUAUUAUUGUUUGUUCCUACAAGGAGAACAGUCCAUAUGACAGGUACUGCUGCUACAUAAAUCCAAGUCAAGUCGGCUGGGACCAUGAGACAAUAGUUUAAACUGGGCAUUUAUGCGUAUUUGCAUUUAGAGAAACCUAAUACCUUCCAGCUAUUAAUGGAAAAGAAACUGCACCGCAUGA
Molecule: messenger RNA, 791 nt
Organism: Tachyglossus aculeatus (Australian echidna)
Lineage: Eukaryota; Metazoa; Chordata; Mammalia; Monotremata; Tachyglossidae
Gene: TMEM215
Product: transmembrane protein 215
Exons: 1
Coding region: 1-711 (236 amino acids)
Source: RefSeq, a predicted model, not a curated record